Messenger RNA from Fonsecaea nubica, 936 nucleotides. RefSeq lists its product as hypothetical. The record is from RefSeq and is a predicted model, not a curated record. Lineage: Eukaryota; Fungi; Ascomycota; Eurotiomycetes; Chaetothyriales; Herpotrichiellaceae. The coding region runs from base 1 to 936 and encodes 311 amino acids. The transcript has 2 exons.
AUGGCUCUUCAGCAGACUGUGGCUGGCGCCCCGUCUUUGUAUACAAACUGGACGCAGCUCCCGACCUGCGCGCAGACCUGCUACAGCACCGCGCUCCUCCAGGCCUUUGGGUCGUGCGGCUCCAUUCUCUCCAGGGACGGGAAUGGAGACCCUUCAUCUUCCUAUGCAUCUGCUUCGGCCUCUGUCACGACCACAGCCACGAUGAAUGACAAUAAUGUGGGUAUUAUCGACGACGACUCCCCCUCCGCCAUGCUCCGGCGAUGUAUCUGCACAGACUGCUCGUACCGCACAGCCUUAGCAGCCUGCUUGAGCGGGUCUUGCACGACAGCAGAUGCCUCCGUCGACGACAUUUUGGGUCUAAAUGAUCGCGUGUUCUGCAACGCCAGCGUGGACGCCACCGUGCAGAUGUGGGAUCGCAAUUUGAUCUGGGUGGUUGGCGCACAGGGCGAUGAGUCGUCUUCGUCGUCAGGAACUCCACGGGAAAUGGUUUGGACUUGUGCGACGGGGACUUCAAGUGUUACUGAGACGGCCACUGCAGCCACCAGCAGUAGUCUCAGCAGCAGCGGUAGCUCGUCCACGUCUCAGACCACCGUACCAGCCAUUCGAACGACGACCAUCACGGCGACUCUGACGCCAGACCCCUCUUAUCCUAGUCAGGCCACCAAUCCAAGCAGCGUUACUUUGACAGUUCCGUUGGAGACAGGAAGCGAUAUCGUCUCCGCUUUGACGUCGAUAUCUACCACUCUGAGUAGUUCCGCACCAACAACAACUCCCACGUCCCUGUCGAGCAUGCCAACGCAUUCAUCGAGCACGUCGGAAAGCAGCACCGUCACCGUCGCUUCUGUGACGGCAAGCAGCUGGGCAACUCCACCCUUUCGUUCAUUCGGAGCGGGAAUUCUUCUUGUGUCGGCUGUGCUCGUGGGUCUCGUCUAUUGA